AUAUAAAUUUGACACACAUCAAAAAGUAACUACGUUUUCAGUUUUUUUUUGUAUGAAAUGUUUUUAAAUCAUUUUAAAAUAUCAAAAAAUAUCUGAGGUUUACUCGACCUGUUCCCGGAUUGUGCAAAAUGUUAUUUGAAACUAUAAUAAUGUUAUUUUUCACUACAUUAUGUGAUUGUCAGAGAUCCUAUGACAACUAUACUUUAUUCCGAGCGAUACCUGUAAAUGAGGACCAGCUGCGAUUCUUGGAAUCGCUACCAGAUAUGUAUGACGCCCAGAUGUGGAUAUUUCCAUCACAAGUUUUGAGAAACGUUGAUUUCACAAUAUCACCUGAAGACAAGGUGAAGUUCAUGUUGGAAGCCAACCAAAGCCAAAUGUACUUAACGACUAUAACUACAGAUGUGCAAAAACUAUUCAACCAGCAAACAGUGAAGUCGUACGUAAGGCGACAAAUGACGACAUUUGAUUGGAACAACUACUAUCGCACCGACGACAUCUACGAAUGGUUAAAAGACUUAGCUUCAACAUACAACACUGUAGUGAAACUGUUUACCAUUGGAACGACACUGGAGAAACGACCUAUUUAUGCAGUUGAAAUAUCGCACACAUCAAAUACUAUUCCUGAUUCCAGGUCUACGGUCGUCGUCGAAGGCGGAAUUCACGCCAGGGAGUGGAUAUCCACGGCAUUCGUCACAUAUUUGCUUUAUAAAAUUUUGCACGCCCCAGCAGAAGCAGACGAGAACUUCCAAAAAAUUGCUUUUGCGUACAAUUGGGUGUUUGUACCACUACUCAAUCCUGAUGGUUAUGAGUAUUCUCAUACUAAGGAUCGACUGUGGCGCAAGAAUCGUAAUAAUAAUAAUGGUGUGGAUAUAAACAGAAAUUUCGAUAUCGCUUUUGGAACCAUCGGAAUAAGUAAACAUGAGACAUCUGAAAUUUAUUGUGGAGCCAAAGCUUUUUCUGAGCGUGAAUCAGUAGCUAUGUAUAAUCUUCUAGAAAAAUACAAUGGCACUGUGGAGUAUUACAUGGCAUUCCAUUCUUUCGGACAAUACUUGAUAAUACCGUACGCUCACGUGAAAGAUCAUCUUGAGAAUUUUGACGAUGUUAAAGCAAUAGGAUUGGAAAUGAUAGAGGCAAUCAAGAGAAGACACGGUACGAAUUAUGUCGUCGGUACCGCUUAUGAUACAGUCGGUUAUCAAACAUCAGGCGUGAGUGGGUGUUGGGCCAAAAAGGCAUAUCGUAUACCGUACGUCAUGACAUUCGAGUUACGAGACACCGGCGUGGAAGGAUUUGCUCUGUCUCCGAAGUAUAUCGAGCCGACUUGCAAGGAAACCGUGGAUGGGAUUGUAGUAUUCUUAAAUGGCAAAAAAAGGAGUGUGAAAUCGUUACACGAAAACAAUUCAAGCAAUGAAGCUCAUUUGAAAAAUGUGGUUUUGAUACUUAACUUUGUUUUGUUUAUUACAUUGUGUUUCGACUAUUUGAUGGCAUUUUUAUUUCAUGACUAG
Molecule: messenger RNA, 1502 nt
Organism: Plodia interpunctella (Indianmeal moth)
Lineage: Eukaryota; Metazoa; Arthropoda; Insecta; Lepidoptera; Pyralidae
Product: zinc carboxypeptidase-like
Exons: 9
Coding region: 129-1502 (457 amino acids)
Biological process (GO): proteolysis
Molecular function (GO): metallocarboxypeptidase activity; zinc ion binding
Source: RefSeq, a predicted model, not a curated record